Triplophysa rosa is the source of this 5593-nucleotide messenger RNA. RefSeq names its product dual specificity tyrosine phosphorylation regulated kinase 3 (gene dyrk3). NCBI's taxonomy places the organism in Eukaryota, Metazoa, Chordata, Actinopteri, Cypriniformes, Nemacheilidae. Gene Ontology annotation, cellular component: nucleus. The transcript has 3 exons. Gene Ontology annotation, biological process: peptidyl-threonine phosphorylation; positive regulation of cell cycle G2/M phase transition; cytoplasmic stress granule disassembly. Gene Ontology annotation, molecular function: protein serine/threonine kinase activity; protein serine/threonine/tyrosine kinase activity; ATP binding. Bases 809 to 2536 code for a protein of 575 amino acids. The record is from RefSeq and is a predicted model, not a curated record.
GACGCUCUUAGCAACAAGCUAAGAAACCCCACAUCUAUGCGUGAGUGUAGCCAACGGGACAGAGCAGCAGAGAUCCAAAACACUCAGACCUUUCGAGGACGAGCUUUGUUUCGUAUGUCGACAAGGGUUCGGGGGGAUUAUGAGUUAAAACUCCCCCCACCCCUCGUUUUCUAAUAAAAGCAAGUUAGGCUCGCGCUAUCCGGAAAAGAGUAAGCGCUAGCCUAAGCUUUAGCUGGUCGUUGGAUCGUGCGCUUUGGCUGGGAUGACUCUUGUGAUCAAACAAACAACACGAUAUUCCAGAGGAGGAACGAGCGGAGAUCCACAUUGGUUUAGUGCUCGGACUCAAUGUAAUUGUGGUUUAGGGAGAGAGUUUAUAUUUCUGCUUUGAUUCUCGCAGAAAGAAACGCUUGUUGCAACUUUGAGUCUUCAUCAUCGACGAGGAAGACAGUGGAAGCCCGACCUUUCCUCACUUACCAUUACCUUCUUUUGUCUAAAGUUUGUUUGUUUCAUUUGUAGAAUGGAAGUGUAGAUGUCUACCAAGAUUGCAAUACAGGUGGUCAAACCGAUAAGCCAGACGAAAACAUCUUAAAGGGGAUCAUGCCUCAACCCUGCAACACUGUGAAGUUGUUGUCAGUUUCUUUGGACAUUUGUAAAGCUUCUCAUCGGAUACAAGACUGUUGAUAUCCCACAAGUGUUUUCAAACCCAAACGACGUUUUCCCCAUCAAGCAUGCGUUAUUGUUUUGGAUGGAUCUAGUACAAAUAUUUUUCAGAGGAAAAAGAAGAGUUUGAUGUUGACUGCGUCCAAUCAUGAUGAUAUUGAGCAGAAAACCAGAUGGCCCCAUAACUGCAGCUCGCCACGGGGAUGGUCUGUAUGACUCCUACAUGCGAACCGAUCAUGUUGUGAAUCAGGAUGCUGAUGUGAAUGGACAGAGUCCCUCCGGACUGCCUCCCCUCCCCAAACACACGGGUGUCAACAAGCCUACAGUGAAAGAUCUAGGGACCCGAGGAGGGCAAUUGAAGGUGAAGUACGUUUACGAAGACACAUACAACCGCAAAAUCAAUGGCACAAGUCAGGUACCCAUCAAGCCUCAAUCUGCGAUCACCAAAGAGAGAAGUGUGGAGAGCAACAUCUCUGUGAAAUCCUCAGAGAGCUCAACAAAAAUCCCAAAGCUGGCCACCCCGAUGACCACGGAACAAGCCCUGAAGCAAUACAGGCAACAGUUGACUACACUGGAGCAGCAGGAGAUCCACAGCUAUCCGGAGAUCUACUUCGUGGGACCAAACGCCAAAAAAAAGCAAGCCGUUGCAGGAGGCACCAACAACUGCGGAUACGACGAUGACCAGGGAGGUUACAUCCACGUACCUCACGACCACCUCGCCUAUCGCUACGAGUUCCUCAAGGUGAUCGGCAAAGGUAGUUUCGGGCAGGUGGCGAAGGUUUACGACCACAAGUUACAGCAGCACCUCGCCCUGAAGAUGGUGCGCAAUGAGAAGCGCUUUCAUCGGCAAGCUGCUGAGGAGAUCCGAAUUCUGGAGCACCUGAAGAAGCAAGACAAGACGGGCAGCAUGAACGUUGUCCACAUGUUGGAGAACUUCACCUUCCGUAACCACAUAUGCAUGACCUUCGAGCUGCUCAGUAUGAACUUGUACGAGCUCAUUAAACGCAACAAGUUCCAAGGGUUCAGUCUGCCGCUGGUACGCAAGUUUGCACACUCUAUCCUCCAAUGCCUGGAGGCUCUCCAUCGCCAUAAGAUCAUCCACUGUGACCUAAAACCGGAGAAUAUUUUACUCAAGCAACAAGGCAGGAGCGGCAUCAAGGUCAUUGACUUCGGCUCUAGCUGUUUUGAUCACCAACGCAUCUACACUUACAUCCAAUCCCGUUUUUACCGCGCACCCGAAGUCAUCUUGGGCUCCCGGUAUGGGAUGCCUAUAGACAUGUGGAGCUUCGGUUGCAUUCUGGCCGAGCUUCUUACCGGAUACCCUCUGUUUCCUGGGGAAGAUGAGGGCGACCAGCUCGCCUGCAUGAUGGAGUUACUGGGUAUGCCUCCUCAGAAACAGCUGGAACAAGCCAAGCGUGCCAAGAACUUCAUCAGCUCCAAAGGCCACCCUCGAUAUUGCACAGUGAGCGCACUCAGCAACGGCACGGUGGUGCUCAAAGGGAGCCGCUCUCGGCGAGGAAAAAUGCGAGGUCCCCCGGGUAGCAAGGAGUGGGUGACGGCUCUCAAAGGCUGCGAUGACCCAACGUUCAUUGACUUUCUGAAGAAGUGUUUGGAUUGGGACACUACUACACGAAUGACGCCGGUUCAGGCUUUAAGACACCCAUGGCUCUACAAGAGAUUGCCCAAGCCUGUACCCGGUGGAGAAAAGUCGAUGGUGCCCAAACGCAUCACAGAGCACAGCACCUCUUUACCUACCAUUAUCUCCAAGGUACCGCCUGUCAUGGGCCCAACCAAUAACAAACUGCGGACCACCAUGAUGGGGGACUCCAGUGGAAGUAUACCCUUACGUACAGUGCUGCCGAAACUCGUUUCAUAGAGAUUCCUUAGCUUUCAGGGAUAUUUGUAGCAGUUUUAGAAGUGGAUUUUUUGAGUGUCAAAACGGUUUUGACUUAAAAAUUUUAAUGAAGUGUAACAUACGAAAAAAACAAUUUUAUACAACAUGUUAUACUGUGUUUUUAUCAGAUGGGCUUUGGUAAGUUGUGCGAAAUUUCAAGUUGUUAUCAGGGCUAUUUUUUUUACCGUGGUUUGGAAAAGAGUGCUUUUAAAUGAGGUGGGUGAAAUUUGGAUGCUGACUGCUAAUAGUUCUUUCUGAAGUUUGCACUACUUCUGCUGAGAAACACUUAACUUGCAUCUCAAAGGGCUGUUUUCUGUCUCAUUCUUAAAAUGUUUGAAAAGCUUUGAGUGAAUUCUUAAAAAUUUAGUUCUCGCUGUAAUACUGAAUUAAAACACAGAGGAAUCGAGAGUUCAUAAUCCCAAAUAUGUCCCAUAGUUGAUGCUGAUAUUUCUCCCCACAACACGUGUGUCCCUAGAAUACGAUUAAAGAAAGUUAGACAAGUUUGUGAGCGGUAGAGUUGUGUGUUACAGUUACCUGUCACCUGUCAAGACUACAAUCCUAUCCGGGGGGGGGCAUUAGAAACGACGGGGGCUGUUUCGCAGGUGUUGCAGGAGAGUUUUUAUCAGUGCUAUAUUGAAAGAUGGUGGUCAGGUUUCACUUAAAGGCUAUGGGCGGUAUCUCAUAUUUGCCUGUAUGGUGAACAGCGUGUUUCCCAAAGCUGGUCGGGUGGAAGGGAAUUGCACAUUGGUAAUAUUGUCAAUGACUGUGUGUUGUUUGCUCCGGGCAGUGACAGAUGCUGAACAAAUUGGUGUGAAACGUGUGUCGGAGUGAACUUCAUACACAUGUUCAGUGUGUUUACAGGGACUCCCUCGGUCUUUUAAACCUCAACCAUGAGCACAUUUGUAUUGUCUUGUUUAGCCUGCAGCAACUACAGUAAUCACUAUAUAUACAGAGUCGGGGAGGGUGAGGAAAAACGACACGACCAAAGUGCAAACAAAAAGCCGUUCCCAUCCCCCAGAGCGUAGCAUCAGGAUACAGAGAGUGAAACUGAUGUUGUGUGGUCUGGUGUAUCUCUGCAGAGUGGUCUCCUUUCUUUCGCUAUCACUCUUUCUCAGUCCUUUAGGUUUACACGAGAAUCCUAUUUUGUAUACAGUCGAGCACGCAGCACGUUCACCCACCUCUUGUGCGAUCCGGUCUGCACUUUGAGUAUUUCUUAUUAAAGGGCCUCUGACAGUCUGUUUGUAAGAAAGAUAUAUGCAUUUGGAAAGGGUUUUGGUCAUCUAAUGUAAGCAUGUUUAUUGACACUGCCUCACUUUUUCUAGCUGUGAAUUGAACACUGAAUGCUUUGAAACUAAUAGUUGGUAAGACACUAAUCUGCUAAAGGACUGUGAUAAUGCAAGGUGCUUAACCCAGUGGCACUAACAGGUGUAUGCAAAGUCUCUGUGUGCUACCUGGACCAAGGUUGGAAACAAGGAAAUGUCUUCGAAAACAACACAAUAUUGUUUUACUUAUACCUGCAAUACGGCAACAAUCAACUAGCUUCUUUCUCAGGUCUUAACCUCAUUGUGUGUUUUUAGCUUUAGAAACAUUGGUGCUUCAAAUUACAUCACAAUUUUCGGUCCUCCAUAAAAAAAUUCCGAUCAUAAUCAUUUUGGGGUUCACUCUUCGAGGUUGCAGUGGUUCAGCUUGGAAUGCAUAAGGAAAUAUUUCAGUUAUUGGAAAGUAUCCAGGCAAAUGUGGUUUCAAAAAUGUUGUUUGUCUACCUCCUUCCACUAAAGCUUGUGAAAAUCUUUUUUCUCUGUUCGUCUCUCUCGAGAGAUCACUACCGCACAAAUAACAGCGUCUCGCUUCUGUAUCCCUGCCUGUUUUCAUUAGCAUGAAUUUUUCACCAAAGCACCCGCUCACGUGGCUAUCUCUCUCUAAAGUUCGUCUCUGUGUGUGGAAAUCCAUUUCUGUGCCUUUAAUUCAACACUUGACUAAAUCAUCAAGGCUCAGCACGGGAUGGCUAAUGUUUCUCCUCCAGAAUAAUGGUCAGGUUUUUGUACUACUAUUAUUUCACCCUUUUAUAGAGUUUUUACUGUUCAUGUUUUUAAAAAAGAGGUAAUGGUGUAUUUUUUCUGUGAUGGUGUUUGUCUGACUGUUGGCCAUGUGCUCCAGAGCAUGAUAAUCACAGAAAGCAUAAAAAUAUGUGAUAAAAAGGAGUAAAGGACAAGACUUUCGUAAUGAUGGUGUGUGUAAGUAAACAAAUGAGCUUGUAUUAGUUUCUUUAAAAAAAAAAAAAGAAAUAAAAUGGAUAAAUACCUAUUUUAAAGUUUGAAACUUGUCUUUUUUCUGUCUUGUGCCGUUUUGUGGACAUGUGCACUUUGAAAUUACUUCAGGAAAUGUAAACCAUUAUGGUUGAGUGUAAUUCCAGCCCUUCAAAGGCAAAUCAGUAGGUUUUUCUUGAGAAUCAUGUAUUUAAAUGGAUAAUUCACCCCAAAAUGUUAUAUUCUAACUAAAGGUGUUUUGAGAAAUGUCUCAGUGGUUUAGUGUCUAUGGAUGUCAAUGGUGGCCAAUGUUUUUUGGUUACAAACUUUCUUCAAAAUAUCUUCUUUGGUGUUCUGCAGAAUGAUAAAAUAAUUUAAUUUUGACAUGUUUGCUGUUUUCAUGCUUCAUUUGUAUUUCAUCACAAAAAUAUGCAUAACAUCCAGAAGGCAUACAUUUGUAUGUGAUAACUGUACAGUAUGGCUAAAAAAUCCUUUCAUGUUGUUUUUUGACUGCCCCAAAGGUAUGUCCAUUUCAUCAGUGUGUGAUUGAAUAUGACUCCAUAUAUGAACAUUGUGUGCCAGAAGUCAAACCAAAUCAGACAGCCAAUGUGACUUGUGAGUAUAAUCCAUUUCAUGUGGAUUUGGUUAUGCUGUUUCAAUAGCUGUUUUGAGGCUCUUAAUGAUUUAGACUGCGCUUUCCAGGCAAUAUUGGCAUGGCUGAAUGUUUAGACUGGGGAUAUCCCAGUAGAUUGAACAAUAAAACAAUAGACUGUUGGACGUGGAGUCUUUUGGA